This is a messenger RNA of Labrus bergylta (ballan wrasse), 2150 nucleotides long. NCBI's taxonomy places the organism in Eukaryota, Metazoa, Chordata, Actinopteri, Labriformes, Labridae. The record is from RefSeq and is a predicted model, not a curated record.
ACAUCGAUGACUGCAGCACCAGCCCGUGUCAUAACGGCGGGACGUGUCGAGACCUGGUGACGGAUUUCUUCUGCGAGUGUAUGAACGGCUGGAAGGGGAAGACGUGCCGCUCCCAACACAGUCAGUGCGACAAGACCACAUGCAACAACAGAGGAACCUGCCAAGACGAGGGCGACACUUUCCAGUGCAGGUGUUCCCCGGGCUGGGAGGGGACGACCUGUAACAUAGCCAAAAACUCAAGUUGUCUUCCAAACCCGUGCGAGAACGGAGGAACCUGCGUGGUGGACAGGGAAUCGUUCACCUGCGUCUGCAAAGAGGGCUGGGAGGGUCCCACGUGCACGCAGAAUACCAACGACUGCAGUCCACACCCAUGCUACAACAGCGGGACGUGUGUGGACGGGGAUAACUGGUACCGCUGCGAGUGCGCCGCAGGCUUCGCUGGUCCAGACUGUCGGAUCAAUAUUAACGAGUGCCAGUCGUCUCCGUGUGCUUUCGGCUCCACCUGUGUGGAUGAGAUCAACGGGUAUCGCUGCCUGUGUCCGCCCGACAGGACCGGAGCGCUCUGUCAAGAAGUGACGAGGAAGCCGUGCUCUGUGAACGGCCACGCCUUCCCCGAUGGGGUCAAAUGGGACGAUGACUGCAACACGUGUCACUGCACCAACGGGAAGGUCGUGUGCACCAAGAUGUGGUGUGGUCCCUCAUCGUGCCACCUGGGGCUCAAAGGUCAUGGCGGGUGUCCCUCAGGUCAGAGCUGCGUCCCCAUCAGGGAGGGUCACUGCUUCGUCAAGCCCUGCGUCGGCUUAGGGGAGUGCUGGCGCUCCAACCCCCCACCGCCCUCCACCAAGUGCCACCCCAGCUCCGGUUUCCAGGACAACAGCUGCGCCAACAUCACCUUCACCUUCAACAAGGAGACCAUGCCUCCGAGUCUGACGGUGGAGGGCGUCUGUAAGCAGCUGAGGCGUUUGUACGUGGUGAAGAAUUUCUCCUUGGAGCAUUCAGUGUCUAUAACCUGUGACCCCUCGUUCUCAGCCGGCAACGAGAUCCACGUCUGCAUCUCGACCGAGGACCAUCGCCUGGACCGGAGCCCCGUCAAGGAGCUCACAGACCGGAUAAUCGACCUGGUUAGCAAACGCAACGGAAACAUCACCAUCAUCACCGCCAUCGCAGAGGUGCGCGUGCCAAGCCCCAACAAAACUGACUACCUGGUGCCCCUCCUCAGCUCAGUCUUCAUCGUCAUCUGGGUCCUCGUGCUGGUCUCCAUCCUGCUGUGGUGCAUGCGUCGCCGGCGGAAACAGGGCAACCACAACGGGACGGCGGUCGCCGGCGCCGAGGACAACACGACCACCAACAACGUGCGCGAGCAGCUGAACCAGAUCAAGAACCCGAUAGAGAAGCCCGCGGGCCUCUCGGUGGCCAUCAAGGACUACGAGAACAAGAACUCCAUCAUCGCCAAAAUAAGGACAAAUCACCCCGAGGGGGACGAGGACGACAAGGAGAGGCACUUACAGAAGGGCCGCUUCGCCAAACAGCCGGCGUACACACUGGUGGAGCGGGACGAGAAGGCGCCCGUCUCCAACGCCAACUCCACGUCCAAAAACCCGAACUGGACUAACAAACAGGACAACAGAGACUUGGAGACGGCCAACAGCAUCAACAGGAUGGACUACAUCGUAUAGCAGACAGCUGUGUUGCCGUGCAACCAAGCCUAAUGCCUUCACACCCCGGUGGUGGGUGGAGCGAGGGGAGGGGGGGGGGGGGGGCGCGGCGGUGACCCCGCAGUAUUCCCCGUGUUAAUUUAAGUUUUGACAAGCUGGCUUACACUGGCAGUGACGGUUGCUUUGGUUGGCUGGAGACACGAGGCACUGGUAAACAUUUCACUGUAGACGUUCUUCCAACAUGUCCGCCUCUGCAUUUCACUUCUUCUUCUGUUUUUAAAACGAGCGGACACGUGGAAAGCGGCGCCCGGCGUGAUUGUUGUGACAAUGACUAAAAAACGACCCGACGUGUUGAAACGACACUCGAGCGAGCUCUUCCCACUUUGUGUUUUCUUUUUCUACACCCGCUUGGAGGAAAGUGCCUUUUCAGCUUUUAGACUUCAGCAACUGUCGAGAAAUGAGAAAAAAAAGAUCAACUCUAUUAUUUAUUUUUAU